Molecule: messenger RNA, 1628 nt
Organism: Solanum pennellii
Lineage: Eukaryota; Viridiplantae; Streptophyta; Magnoliopsida; Solanales; Solanaceae
Product: bax inhibitor 1-like
Exons: 6
Coding region: 734-1456 (240 amino acids)
Cellular component (GO): membrane
Source: RefSeq, a predicted model, not a curated record
CAUUUUGACCGUGAAAUUGACCCGUCUCCGUUUCUUGCAAUUUUAGUGUUUAAAUGACUGUAAUAACGUUGUGACUCUAUUUCUGAUAGUGUAUCAACGUUUCGAGGCCUUUUAGAAAGUAAAAGAUCCGGGGAGUGAAUUUUGGAGCGCGCGUGAUCUGCGUUCAGGUCCGAGCACCAGUAGUCAGCGUUGAUCGAGUUUGGAGAAUUUCUGGUCUGGAGACAGGGGUGAGCACACAGGGUUUUGUACUAUUUCAGUCUCCAUCUGUUUAUAUAAAGACUUGUCUUUUACUUUUCGAGACAGUCUAGUUUCGGUGGUCCACUGUUGGGACUUGUACUCGUUUUGUUGGUAGCUCUGUAUUAGUGACUUCCAGGUUCUGGGAGGGAUCCUUUAUUGCAUUUAUGUUUUGUUUUGCUUAUGUUGUUAUAGUAAUUUUUCUUAGUCUUGUUUAGUUUCUACCCUCACACCCAUUAUGUGUGGUUCUGGGUUGUGGUUUGGCUUACCUACUGAUGGGUUAUAGUAGGUGCCUUCAUGGCUCGAGAAAUUGGGUCGUGACACCCUGUUCCCGCCAAUGACUGAGGCAGGAGAUUCUUCUCUUUUUCUUCUGUGACGGAAUUACCCCUGCAAUAUUCCCAGGCCAUUCUUAUGUGUAUAACGAACUAUAAACAGAAAUCACGUUCUUCAUUCUUCUUCAUCGAAUUUCCGAUUCCGUUUUCCCUCCGAAGCAAAAAACAUGAAGUUCUCAGAUAUGAAACUCCAGGCCAUGAAUGCUGUGAGAGCUUACUUCGUAAGGAAUUGGACAGUAGAAGACCUGAUGAAUAAUGGAGAAAUGACCCAGCACGCUUACGCAAGCUUGAAGACGGUAUAUCUUACUCUCUCCUUUGCCAUGUGGCGCUUUACUUCUGGAUCCUUCUCUCACUGGAUAUGGGAAGCGGGAGGGCGGUUCACAGUCCUUUGUGCUGUAGCAAGUUUACUCUGUCUUUACUUGAUAUCACCAUUGAGAGUGAGGACGAGGGUCUUACUCUUGAUGAUUGCUGCCUUUUCCAUUGGUGCUUCUAUUGGCAUUUUUACCAAAUAUUUCUUUGAAAUAGAUCAAGUCCUUGUUGUCUGCCUUUUGGCACCUCCAACACUUGGCAUUGGAUUUAUCUGGUCUGAAUCCUUGUUAGCGAGGGAUAGGAGUGAAAUCUACCUGGCCUGCAUGUUCUAUUCUUGGGCUGUAAUGUUCUCCACCUUUGUUGCUACUAAAUCAGAAUACAUUGACAGUCAGACAGCUCAUUGGAUGUUAAAGGUAUGCAUUGUGUUUGCAUUGUUCAUGGGAUACGUUGUGGUAUAUAGCCAAGAGAUAUUGUAUGAUGCUCGCUUUGGAGAAAUUAACUUUGUCAAUCGCACACUCACCGUCUUCUUCCGUUUACCGGGUAUAGUGGUCCAUGCUGCAAGACUAUGCCUGACUGCAUAAAUUGAGCAACACAGACAGAAUCACGGAAUGAAUGCUGAUACACUUGGAACUGUAGAAUAAAUAGAGAGUAGAAUGCAGAUGGAGAGAACUGUAAAUGAUGAAUUCCUUUGUGGCGAAUUUGAAAUUAGUUAGUCUGAAGCCAAGUGCUUUGAAUAUAUUCCUUGGCCAAAUA